UACAUGUGAACACUGCACAAGGCAUUAAUUUCUUUUACUAUAUAUAACGCCCCGCCCAAACACAACUUUGUGUAACAGUUUCUAUUGCACCAAAUGAUAUUCGUAUUCAAGAUGAUUACGUCGUUAAAUUAAUAUUACAAAAAUUAUAUAUAUAUUUCUACUAUAACAAUAAAAAUUUAAUUAAUAAUCAAUAUAAAAUUCAUCAGUAAAAGAAUUAUUUAAGAGGAAUCUUUAAAAUUUAUAAAAUGUCCAUUUUAGACGAGCGAGAGGAUUAUCUGAAGAAUCCCUUCUUUGUGAAGCAUGAAUAUGGUGAUUUUACACCAUUUUAUGUCACUGUCACUAUCUGUUCUCUACUAUUUGCAUUUUUGUGCAUUCUGAACAUUGGAUUUUGUUGUUCGCGCCAUCGAUAUUAUUGGCAGAGUCCUCAUACUGGGAACAGAUGGAUUCAACCAUUAUGGACAGUAUUACCGCAUAAAACACCACCUCUGGAUUUAACUGAAUUAGAACCAGGACGUGCUUUUGAGGCACAAGAGAAACAAGAAGUUUUACAAUAUCACGAUCCAAAGCCAUAUGGAACUGCACCACAAACACAAGAAUAUAUGGAGAUGCAAAAACGUGAGAGUGAAAUUUAAUUAAAUAUUAAUUUUGAUAUUUUAUAUAUAUAUAAGUGAACAAACAUUCAAAAGUCGAAUUCAAAUAUUCAAUUAAAAACACUGUACAAAUUGAUCUAUAUAUAAUAGUCAAAGCUGAAAAAUAGCUGUACAAAGUAAACAAAAACUAUACAUUUUUAAAAAUCAUAUCAAGAUGGGACUGCACAUUUUUUGGCCAGCAACCACUUGUUUAACACUUUUUGUUGUGUGUAUAAUAAUAAUCUUAUUAAAAUAUGGUUCACAAA
Apis mellifera (honey bee) is the source of this 895-nucleotide messenger RNA. RefSeq lists its product as uncharacterized. The transcript is spliced from 3 exons. Bases 246 to 632 code for a protein of 128 amino acids. Lineage: Eukaryota; Metazoa; Arthropoda; Insecta; Hymenoptera; Apidae. The record is from RefSeq and is a predicted model, not a curated record.